AAUACACACUCAGCAGAACAGAAGAGAGAAUUUACUCCAUAUUCCAGCAUUGACAGGACAAAGGGAAAAAUAGAGAAAACAUGACGUCAUUUGUACCGCAAUCCCUUUCAUCCCAGUUCCACAACAUGGGGCAGGAAUCCCAGGAGUUCAGCCUGUACAGCGACAAUUUCUACAGCACUCAACCUCUGCCUAGUCCACAGCAAACCUUGCCAUCUGCUUAUGACUUUGGAGACUUUGCAAGCCCAGCUACAAACCCUUACCUGUGGUUCAAUGGUCCUGGUCUCAGUUCAGCUCCCUGCCUCAGUGGAGGGCCUCAGCACCAUGGUAUGACGAAGCCUUACAUGGCCACAGGAGGAAUUGGAGGCUCCGAGGGUGGCUUCAGCUGGUUUUCUCUGCCUUCCCAAGAAGACCUAAUGAAACUAGUCAGGCCUCCCUACUCAUACUCAGCACUUAUUGCGAUGGCAAUACAUGGAGCCCCAAACCAUCGUCUUACACUCAGCCAGAUCUACCUGUAUGUGGCGGAAAACUUCCCCUUCUACAACAAGAGCAAGGCCAGCUGGCAGAACUCUAUCAGGCACAAUCUCUCACUUAACGACUGCUUCAUGAAGGUGCCCAGAGAUGACAGUGAUCCAGGCAAAGGUAACUAUUGGACCCUCGACCCAAACUGUGAGAAGAUGUUCGAUAAUGGCAACUUCCGUCGCAAGAGGAAGAGAAAGUCAGACUCUCUGGCUGAGGAGGAAGGGAAAAUCUAUUGUGGAUCAGACUCGGCUCUCUCAAGUCCUAAAGAGCCCAGCAACACCAGUGACACACCAGAGAGAGGAAACUCUCCAGUCUCCACAGACCCAACUCCUUGUCUCAAUGGCUUCUUAACUCAAAUGGGUGAUGUGGUAUCAGGCUCCAGCAACAUUGGCAGGGAUUCUGUUCUCCCGUUGCCUCUUGCUUUGUCUUUGGAUGGAAGCCAAAGAGCUUCUUCGAUUGAGCUGUACGGCCCAUACUCACCAAGCGCUACCGUGCCACAAUGGGAAGUGCACGUUCCUCCCGCUGUUCCAUCCAACAUCUCUUCUUCACCCACUCAGUACACACACAGCUACAGUGACUCAAUGCUCAACCAGUUUAGCAGCCAGCUCUAUCCAGUGCUGGGCUCAACUGACUUGCUGUAUUCACGGGAGGGAACAGAGGUGUAACACAAGAAAAGUCUGAUAGACACAAGGCAUAAAAUGUGGUUGCAGGCACUUGCGAGAGCAGUUAACCUGCUAUGUGAGCAAAAUUCCCACAGCAGUAUCAGUGUCAGCAGGUCAGAUUGGACAUGAAGCGGAUUCACUGUAUUGUACAGUUGUGUGAACGCUUACACGCACUGUUAUCAGACUCGCUUGCAUCAUCUGAAAUGUUGUUGCAUCUGAAAGAUAAUAGUAAUCACCCAACCCUCCAGAAUCCCUUCCAGUCAUGUUUGUGUGUGUGUGUGUGUGUGUGUGUGUGUGUGUGUGUGUGUGUGUGUGUGUGUGUGUGUGUAUUUUUGCAAAACAUUUCCAUUAGUUAAAUUGAAGUCUGUUGUAAUGUAACAUACAGAAAAUGCACUGACUUAUGCAACUGUAGUAUAUAUUAAUCUUUUUGUCCAUUGUUUCAUAUUUUGUAUUUAUGUUCUCUUUAUAUAUUUUGUGAUUGUAAUAUAUAUUUUAUUUGCAUUAAUAAACCACCUUUGCAAUUAUAAUUACAUUAUUGAUUUUAUUAUUCAAAUUAUGUAUUUAUGGUUAAGUAACAGUACUUUUUUGAUUACGUAAUGUGUAAAAGAUAAUGUACAGUCAACCAGUCGUUGUUGCAUAAUAAGCGCUGGCAUGUGAUUAGGAGGGGUUUAUUUUGCAAUAAUGACUGGGAGAAUGUAGAUUAUGUCAUUAUUAUACGGCUACCUACCGAAUAAAUAAAUAAAUGGACAUGAAAUAUUGAUUUACAAUAUUAAAAUAUUGAAGUGUGCAGAAUCUGCAAAAAUAGCUGAAUUCCACCUCCAGUUUGUUUCAGAGUUCUGAUUAUGUUUUUAUUGUGAACAUUACAGGCUGACUGUAUUAUCCCACUUAUUACAUGGUUACCUACCAAAUAAAUGUAAAAACACAUAAAAUAUUGAUUUGCAUUGAAAUUAUGUUUUAUGUGAGAAGA
This is a messenger RNA of Xyrauchen texanus (razorback sucker), 2148 nucleotides long. Its product is annotated as forkhead box protein I1-ema-like. The record is from RefSeq and is a predicted model, not a curated record. Lineage: Eukaryota; Metazoa; Chordata; Actinopteri; Cypriniformes; Catostomidae. Gene Ontology annotation, molecular function: RNA polymerase II cis-regulatory region sequence-specific DNA binding; DNA-binding transcription factor activity, RNA polymerase II-specific. The transcript is spliced from 2 exons. Gene Ontology annotation, biological process: regulation of transcription by RNA polymerase II; cell differentiation; anatomical structure morphogenesis. Bases 81 to 1184 code for a protein of 367 amino acids.